Messenger RNA from Phragmites australis (common reed), 1854 nucleotides. RefSeq lists its product as uncharacterized. The transcript is spliced from 5 exons. The coding region runs from base 1064 to 1510 and encodes 148 amino acids. NCBI's taxonomy places the organism in Eukaryota, Viridiplantae, Streptophyta, Magnoliopsida, Poales, Poaceae. The record is from RefSeq and is a predicted model, not a curated record.
CACAAUUUGCUAGACUUCUUGAAGAUGCAAAGCGGUCACUUUGCCCAGGAUCUAACCAUUCAAGAUUUUCCUUUCUUGUGAGGUUGCUCCAUAUCAAGUCGUAUUAUCGAAUCAGCAAUAGGGCUUUCACUGCAUUAUUGAAGCUGUUGUCCUCAGCAUUCCCUCAAUGCCAAUUACUGAAAUCAUAUGACGAGGCAAAGAAAUAUCUUCAUGAAUUGGGCCUUGGAUAUAACUCGAUCCAUGUGUGCAAGAAUAAUUGUGUGUUGUUUCGGAAGGAAUUUGCCAAUAUGGAUUUGUGCCCAAUAUGCGGUGAAUCUAGAUGGGAAGAUACAGAUGGCAGCAAGCAGGUUCCUCAUAAGGUUUUGAGGCAUUUUCCACUUAUACCAAAGUUGAAGAGGAUCUUUGCCUCAAAACGAACAGCUGAGGACACCUAGUGGCACAAGCUGAAGCGGAUGCCGGUGGACAAUGAAAUGAGCCAAGAGAGUGAGGGCAGGUGCACCAAUAGAGGAGAGACCUCCUGGAGUCUCAACAAGGUCAUCGAAAGGCAACUCACAUCAGAACAAGCUGAAGAUAAUGGGCAUGAAGAAUUGCCUCCAGUAGCAGAAAACAAUGGUGCUGAAGAUGUGGGCAAUGGACAAUUGCCUCGCGACAAUGAUGUGAACAGGCCCCCAAGCCCUCUGAGGGACUGGUCAUAUCCAUAUGAUGCGCAUCAAGAUGAUGAUGUUCGUGACCACACUGAAGAGCAAACCGGACAGCAGACCCAAGGCAGUGAUGAAGGCAGACGAAGUGGUCCAAGAAACCCGAGGCCACCAACAUGAAUGACAAGCCAACAAAGGAUGCAUGCGCCGAUGUAUUGCAGUCUGGGAUACGGUAGGCACGGUAUAAGUUGAAGCAGGCCUACUUCAAUGGUGUCCCUGCUAAUGAGAUCAGAACUACCUCUCCUAUCCAUAGCAUGACUGAUGAAUAGUAGAGAGAACUUGUUGCAAAGUGGUCAAAUCCAAAGAGCAUGGAAAUCUCUGAACAGAACAAGCAAAACCACCAUAAAGUCAAGUACCAUUAGGCUAUGGGAUCUCGCAGCUAUGUUGCGCACUUGCACGCAUAUAGCGAGAAGAACAAGGAUGCAGAGCUUCAUACGGUGGAUGUGUUCAAGGACUACCAUACCAGCAGGACAAGGGGUAUGAGUGACGUUGCAAAAGAUGCAAUUUCUACUAUGCAAACUAUGAUGGCAGAUCCUGUUGCUGAUGGUGAGGCACCAAGAUCUAGUGCAGAGGUCAUGUCCAAGGUUCUCUCCCUGGACAGCGCCAACAGCACAUUUUUGAAGAAUAGUGGGCUACAGACAAGCUCCACGAAAUCAGUGACAUCGACUGAAAGAGCACUUCGGGAAGAACUUGCAGCUGAAAACCAAAGUUCAGCUGUUCUCCAUGAAGAAGUCGACACACUAAAGAAAGCUCAACUUGCAGAUGAAGCACUGGCAAAGACCCAAAGGGAGUUCAUGGAAUUCUGGCAAUAGCAGGAAGAGAAUAAUCUGCUCCUUCGACGUAUCUUGAACUUGUCACAGGUUAACUCCAAUCUAUCCUAGUCUACUUUAUGAGCUAAUGCACGGUGAUGAACUCGAUGAACUUAUGUCGGUCCUACUUGUGUGGAAUACUUGGUUUGUGAACUCCUGUGAACUUGUCGUCCUGUGGUGGACUGAGUUGGUUCUGUGAACUUGUUGUCCUGUGGUGGACUGUGUUAGUUCUAUGAACUUGUGGUACUAUAAUGAUGUGCGGUUAGUGGGUUAUAUGAACUUGUGGUUCUGUGAACUUGUGGUUUCUGUGCGCUUCUAUAAUGAUCUGAAAAUUGUUUGUAAAGUUA